Thermothelomyces thermophilus ATCC 42464 is the source of this 789-nucleotide messenger RNA. RefSeq lists its product as uncharacterized. Bases 202 to 780 code for a protein of 192 amino acids. Gene Ontology annotation, molecular function: protein heterodimerization activity. Gene Ontology annotation, cellular component: nucleus; CHRAC. The record is from RefSeq and is a predicted model, not a curated record. The transcript is spliced from 4 exons. NCBI's taxonomy places the organism in Eukaryota, Fungi, Ascomycota, Sordariomycetes, Sordariales, Chaetomiaceae.
CCAGCUUCAAACGGCCUGAAGAUAGCGUCGUCACUGAUCACCGUCUGAGUUGAAUUUCGAGACUUCGAGAAAUAGGCCAUAAUUUCUCUGAUAUCGGGCCGGCCACCGACCAGACCUUCCUCUCUCUCCCUCAAACUCCCGAUUCGUUUCUUCCUCCGAAUCGACUUCUUUGACGGAGGUUCCCUAAAUCCAUCAAGCACGAUGCCAUACAACACAACGGCGAUCCCUCCUCGGAAAGAAGUGACGGGCCAGACCCAGUUGCCGCUUACGAGAGUGAAGAAGAUCAUUGCAGUCGACCCUGACAUCACCGUCUGCUCAAACAAUGCAGCCUUUGUCAUUACCCUGGCGACGGAGAUGUUCGUCCAGUACCUCACUGGCGAGGCCCAGAACAUGGCCAAGCUGGAGCGUAAGCCUCGACGGAAUAUCCAGUACAAGGACAUGGUCGCCCACAAAGACAACCUCGAGUUUCUCGAGGACGUGAUCCCCAAGACGGCCUCAUAUAAGGAAGUCAAGAGCAAGGCCGCAGCGGCGCGUGCACGAAUCAACGGCGAAACGCCCGCCGCGACAGCGUCGGCCGAGGCGGACCGGCCGACAGACGGCUUGCCCAACGGCAAGAGGUCAAAGUCCAUCAUUAACGGCUCCGCGCCCUCGGCAGCAACCAACGGCGCAUCGCGGGGUAGGGUUCAGUCCUCUGACGCCGCGGACCCUAGCGAUCAGCUAGAGACGGAGAUGAGGCAGGCACAGCAACAUCACGAUGGGGAUGUGGACAUGACGGGUUAGAAUGCCAGC